Blastomyces dermatitidis ER-3 is the source of this 1806-nucleotide messenger RNA. Its product is annotated as mitochondrial carrier protein, variant. The record is from RefSeq and is a predicted model, not a curated record. The coding region runs from base 684 to 1562 and encodes 292 amino acids. Gene Ontology annotation, biological process: mitochondrial L-ornithine transmembrane transport. The transcript has 3 exons. NCBI's taxonomy places the organism in Eukaryota, Fungi, Ascomycota, Eurotiomycetes, Onygenales, Ajellomycetaceae. Gene Ontology annotation, molecular function: L-ornithine transmembrane transporter activity.
GGCCUGUCGACAGCUCUCUUUAUUCAUUUGUUAAUAUUCUCCACUCUCUCGUUAAUCUUUGCGAUCAUGAUAUUUCUCUAGGAACGACACGGCUCUAGUUUCAUCGCCCCAGGAAGUCAAUCUUCUUUGUACAGGUCCUCGAGUAAACUCCAUCCCAUGGAGCCAUCGCCCGCAAUCACUUCAGUCACGGAACUAUGUCCAUCGCUUCUGUUGACCCCUCUAAUACCAGCUUUGAUGAAAUCCCCUCGGCCGACUUAGAUUCCUCGGAGGAUGGAGCGCGCAGGAAACCUCGAACAAACGCCGCUACAGGCGCAUCCGCGGCGGGUGUUCGUGCCCUGAGCGCGCAGGCUGUAGCCUUCUAUUUCAGAGCCCCUGCCAAAGCGUUUUUUCGCACACGAGUGGACUAUAUGGUACGAAAUCUCCUAGUUUUAGUUAACUACCUGCCUAGGUGACUACCUAGGUAGAUGUCUGCUUAGCACCUCCCUGCAUAGAUUUGCUUGCACCGGCCAGAGUCACAGCCAGGCUGAUUGGUAGACGGAUAUCCCUAGGCUCUAGCCAAAGCUAUCAACCCGCGAGUCGCGGAGGGCGGCUGGUCAUGGCAUACGACGACUCCAGGUCUCCUUGCCCACGCCGUCCGCACAUAUGGCUGGCGUUUCCUUCCAGACCAAGUCCUCCCGCCGCUCAUGGGAAAUGUUGUGGUUGGGGCAGUUCUAUAUACUUCAUAUCUCCAAAUAUUAAGCGGACUCCAUGAGCCUACAUUACAAGCGACCAAGCGCAUUUACCCACCUCCAGCUCCGAGUUUGACGUUCACGGCCGGUUUUGCCGCGGGAGGAAUACAAUCCAUCAUUGCAGCCCCAUUAGAUGCGCUCCAGGUGCGAUUUAGCACCAACGAUAUGAUGAAGGGCCAGUAUAGGAACGUAUGGCAAUACGGAAAGCACAAACUUCAUGAAAUAGGCAUCCGGGGCAUCUUUUCUGGCUGGGGUCUGUCAUUCCUCAAGGACUCCUUCGGUUCUGCUCUCUUCUUUGGCAUGUUCGAAACGAUCAAGUCGCAAGGAUACUAUACCUUUGUUAGAUAUUAUUACGGCUCCCUUCAGCCGCACCGGGUCGAGAAACUGUCUGUGUCAACAGCAGGCAUUUCAUCUGGAGAUAUCCCCACGAUCCGACCGCACUAUGGUCUAGAACCGUGUUUCCUGAUGUUAGCCGGCCUUACGGCGUCCCUGGUGCAGCAGUUUGUGCAUCAUCCUCUCACUCUGGUGCAGACGGUCUACUACGAGAGGUUGGAGCACAUCGAUGCGAUGGCCAAGUUGGAUCACUCGGGAAGAAAGAUGAUGAAGCAUCACUAUGAAGCGUACUUGGAACUGUUUAUGCGAUGUCAGAGGCGGGCGUUACGAGCGGGCGGCUGGCGCCCGUGGCUUUUUGGGGGCUUCUUUGGGAAUGCUCUCCGCCAGGUGCCAAGCACUAGCGCCGGUCUUAUCAUUUUUGAGCUGGUGCGGCGUAAAUAUGGGGUAGAUGCGGAGGUGGUGCAUAUUCAGCAGGACGGGUAUGAUAUCAUUUUGAGGUGAUGAUCGUUUCUGCGGGGUUUGGAUGUCCCUUUCUUUUAUUUUUUGUAUUUUUUUGGAUGUUGGAUUUCUAAAUGCUUGGGGCAACGAAUCUUUUUUGUCGGGGUUUUGUUUUAGAAUAUAUACCACAGGUAGACUAUUGUUUUCUUUGGGCGUCUUGGUUUUGUUGCUAUAUAGAUAGGAGUGUUUUACUAGACAAUAACCACCAAGAUAUACAUAAAUAAACGUACGCCCAGCCAGUGUCCAG